AUGUCAUGGCCUUCCCACCGAUGUCACUUCAACGUCCACAAGGGCGACGGCCAGCGGCCGCUCUUCCCCUACGGCUACGGCCUCUUCUACAAGGAAAAACACCCUGACAAGGACCUGCAACUUCCCGACGUUGUCGAGCGCGACACGUGCGUCAAUCCGUGCAGUGAUCUACUCGGGGAAGACAACACCUGGGAGUCGCCCGACUGUGACUUGGGGCGAUCCUCAAAUGUCUAG
This is a messenger RNA of Vitrella brassicaformis, 234 nucleotides long. The record is from the annotation of a GenBank genome assembly. NCBI's taxonomy places the organism in Eukaryota, Vitrellaceae.